Magnolia sinica is the source of this 2110-nucleotide messenger RNA. RefSeq lists its product as uncharacterized. Gene Ontology annotation, molecular function: nucleic acid binding. Bases 1319 to 1678 code for a protein of 119 amino acids. The record is from RefSeq and is a predicted model, not a curated record. The transcript is spliced from 8 exons. NCBI's taxonomy places the organism in Eukaryota, Viridiplantae, Streptophyta, Magnoliopsida, Magnoliales, Magnoliaceae.
AAAAGUGAAAGUCGAAUGUUAUUUUCUCAUUGCAUUUUUUUUUUUCAUUAUGCUUCAUCCACAGUUGGGUCAGCAAUUUUUUUAACUGAAUUGCAGACAUAAAUGUGUUGCCUACAGUUUCAUAUGCUUAUCUCAUAGUUUACAAUACCUUAUUUUUCACCAACAUUCAUUUACCAUGUGUAUUUUCCUUAAUUCAAAUGCUUCUAUUGCUUCAUUUUUCUUGCAUUCUGCCUUUUGGUUUUACACUUGGGAUUGUUUCUGUUCUGCACAUGAGUGUAUAACGAUGCACCCUGAAUGCAAUUAACUAUAGUAUGAUGUGAAUGCAAUUGACUCUAGUCCAAUUUUUUUUUCCAUUUCCAUUAAUGACAAUUUGCAUGCAUUUAAAAUGGCAGGAGAACCAGUAUGCUAUAAUAGUAGAUGCUUGCUACCCUCAGUCAGGUUGGAGAUAUAUUUAGUUUUGUGCUUGUAAAUCUAAUGGUUCAUAGCCAUUGUCAUACAUGAAAACCUUACCCAAAUAUUCAUUUUAUUUGUAUUUCUUUAGUUGUUUGUAGAAUUUUGGUAGGGACCCAGGAAAAAAAAAAAAAAAAAAAACAGAGAGAGAGAGAAGAAAAUCAGUGGUGUGAGUCUUUUUUUUUUUUUUCCUUUUUUCUAUGCAUUAUUUAAAUAUCUGCCUUGCAGACACUCCUUUGGUAGGGGUUGGGAAGCAUGGGAUGCUUCCAAUGUCUUUAAAAAGUCAGAGAGCAAUGUGGGGAGGAGGUGGUACUGGCUGUGAUUUGAUGCACUUAUGUUGCAUGUUGUCGAUAAAAAGCAUGUAAAAAUAGGGGAAUGAGGUUUUGGGUAUAUGUUUUUUUUUUUUUUUUUCCAAUGUUGGGAAUGCCUUUUGGGAUUGUGCUUUCACUGUUACUUUUGUGUUAGAGCCAUAAAGACCGACAUUGUUGUGGUAUCAAAAGGAAUCUGUUCAUGGAUUGUUUCUUCUUGACUAUUAACUAUGAUGAGAACGGCAUUAGAUGGAUAUAAUCUGUCAUAUAGAUUGUUGCUUUUAUAGACAAAAUUUUGUAAUUUUCGUAGCUUCCUUAUGUUAUUGUAGGUUCAUUACCUACGAAAAUUUGACAGUAACACAGGAGUGGCCAAUCAUGGUAGCUGCAAGGAUGGAGGUGAAGGAGAUGGUGCAAACUAUUCAGGGAGGAUUCUGUAAUGGGGAUGGAAUGUCAAAUCUCCUCGUACGACACAGGCUGCUGUCUCAAAAAGUCCUCAGCAGGAAAAAAUUGUAGUUCCAAUUAAGCAGGAGAAGGGCUCAGAUGAAAUUGUCUUCAAGGCGAUGGGAAGAGCUAUAAAUAAAAUUGUUAUGAUCGUGGAGCUGAUUAAGGGUUUUAGAAGUUCAGUUCCAAGUAGUAAAGAUGGGAAGGACCACCUGUAUUCAUUAUCAACUCAUGUUGCUGGCUGCAUUCUCAUUCCUUUUAGCCUUGAAACCACAAGGCAUGUGUCAGUGAUCAAGAUUACUUUCUCCAAGGAGCUGGAUGCAUCCCCUGUUGGGUCAGGCAGAUUUGCUAGGCUUCAAGGAAUUCAAUACAAACCUUUAUCAUUUGGCAAUGCGAUGUACUCAAGGUUCUUCAAAACCAAUAUUCAUAUUGAUUGGACAUCGCAUAUCUCUCAAUGCAUCUGUCAAGGAGGCAUAUGAAGUAGCCAAAACUCUUCCUAAAGACAAAAGUGACUAGAGCAUCAGUCAUUCCCUGCUCUUAGUAUUCAAAAGAUGAAGAAAUCCAUAUUUGAUUCUAUUAUGGAGAUGAAGGUUGAGAAUGCGGGUAAAGACAGAACAACGAGUUAAGAAACAUGGAGUUCCUUGCAAGACCGAGAGCCAUGCCAUGCAUUCAUACCUGGCCUUCUGCAAUUCAUGUAUUUCAACAUAUGUUGUGGUUGGCUCCAUUACUACUAAAACCCAGUCAUCAGCCUGUGUACUGAUGGCAAGCUGCAUGGCAGUUAUUUGUUCUUCAGUUGUAGGAAGGAAAUCUAUAGAUAGAUGUAUAUUCCCAUCUUUGUGCCACUGAUACAGCUCAGCUCAUGUAAUGAAAUGUUGGAGAAGUAAAUAAAGAAGAUCUGUAUUUCUAUUUUC